AUGCCCGUAGAGCCUGGUCUUGCAGGCUCCAGCCUGGGGGCCAUGGCCAGCUUGGUCGCGAGCGUGGCCACCGGCAUCGGGAGUGUGAGUGGGAGUGGGAACGGGAAUGCGACUAGCGCAGGCGCAAGCGCAAACGCAAACAACACGACAGGCACAACACCACCAAAGGCAACAAUGACAGCGACCACGAAGGCUGCGCCGGCACGGACGCCAGCUGCAGACGUUGCGAUCCCGGCGUUGUUGGCCUCGGGCGUGCCCAUGCGCAAAGUGUCCAGCAAGAAGAUCAAGAAUGUGAUUGUCACUCUGAGCGCGAGCACCAUUACGUGGCCGUCGCUCAAGGGCGGGAAAGUCGACAUCCAGUCCAUCCGCGAGCUUCGACUCGGCCAGUCCCCAACAGACAAGUAUGACGGCGCCCGCUGGAUCACCAUCGUCUACGUGCGGGACAAGCAGUGGAAGGUCGUGCAUCUCAUCGCACACACCGAUGACGUGUACGAGCUCUGGGUGCGGGCACUGCGCGAUCUCGUGGCUGUGGCCAGCGACCGUGUGGUUUCGGGCGUGGGCGCAGGCUCCGCUGUGGGGGCGUACACGGCCCCGACGCAUGGUCCCGCCGCAGACCCGGACUUGCGGUUUGUGAGGCAGCUCUGGCCGGCGGGUGUCGGCAAAGUCGACCGAGCGACGGCCAUGAGUUUGUGCGCGCAGCUUGGGUUGGUGGUUGGCCCCCGUGCCGCGGCAAAGUACGAGUUCCCUCUCGACCUGGCUGCCUUCCGCCGACUCAUCCGGGACAUCCAGACGCGCCCCGAUCUCGACGACUUGUACCGCUCCCUCGCGUCCGCCAACUCUGACGGACUGUCGCGUGAGGCUGUGUUCGCCUUUCUGCGGGACAUUCAAGGCGAGACGGACGUUUCUGGCCACAGCCGUGACGUCCUGUUUGACCGGUUCGCCGACGCCGUCACUGGCCUGUGGAACGCAGAGUCACUGGCUUCCUUCCUCGCCUCGCCAGACAACCUCCACAAGGUGGCACAGGACUACACACGGCCGCUGUACGAGUAUUUCAUUGCCAGCAGCCACAACACGUACCUCGUGGCGGAACAGUGGCGCGGUGCGAGCACCGUGGAAGGCUACAUUCGUGUGCUGCUUGCUGGCUGCCGUUCCGUUGAAAUCGACGUCCACGACGGCAACGAUGGCCUCCCUGUCGUUUACCAUGGCAUGACGAUUACAUCCAGCGUGCCGAUCCGAGACGUCUGCCAGGCGAUCAACAAGUACGCGUUUGUCACCUCACCCUAUCCCGUGAUCAUCUCGCUCGAGAUCCGGUGCUCGGUUGUUGCUCAAGACCGUCUUGCCUCAGUCUUGAAAGAGUCGUUCGGGGACAGGCUCGUCACGGAACCUCUCAACGAUAUAGACGGUACCCCGAGCCCCGAGGAGCUCAAGGGCCGAAUCUUGAUCAAGACCAAACCCCAUCCCGUGCCCGCCUCACCGACCGUGUCAAUCUCGCCGCCGGCGCCACCUGGACAUGCCCUCGUUACGUCGUCUACACAAGAUUCUACCGACUCGACCACAGAGUCAGACUCGAGCCUGGUCCGCUUUGCCCGCCGUAUCUCACUUUCAGCUGGGUCGGGGAACAAGGACGCCCCCACACCACGAGCCAGUCCCGCGUCGCCGUCAAACGGCCACUCACACCGCCUCACAGAACUCCCGGUCUAUACGUCUGCGGUCAAAUACCGUGGCUUCUCCAAACUGGUCAACUAUGAGCCGCACCACAUGUUUUCGGUAUCGGAGCGCACUGCCAACCGCAUCCUGCGCGAGGGACAGGAAGCCGACUGGAUAAAGCACAACUUUACGCACUUGACCCGCGUGUAUCCUAAAGGCGUGCGCUUGACCAGCUCGAACUUUGACCCAAGGCCAUACUGGUCUGCCGGCGCGCAAAUGGUCGCCAUCAACUAUCAGACACUGGACUCUGGGUCGCUCUAUAAUGGCGCGCUCUUCCAUGAUGGCGGAUACGUCCUCAAACCGCCUGCCCUGCGCUACAAGAGCACGGAAGCGUCGGCCAAGUAUCGCGUGCGCGUCAAGAUCAUCUCGGCGCAGCGACUCCCACCGCUCGCCGACCUAUAUGUGGAAGGUACGAUCGGCGAGACGACAAUCAAGACUCGCCCGACCAAGGCGGCUACCUUGGGACCGCAGUGGGACGAGACCAUGGAGUUUGACAUCACCACCAAACCGUCCCUUCUCUCCCUCGUCUUCUUGCACCUCGAGCUCAAGCUUCCCAAAGGCGUCGUCGCGCAAUGGACCAGGCCACUGCCCGACGCCGGGCGCGGAUACCGCUACCUGCCGCUGGACGACCGCGAUCGCUCGCGAUACCUCUUCGCCACACUGUUUGUGCGCAUUGACGUCUUGUGCCUCACCCCACCGCCUUCGCCGCCGGCUAGUCCAAGGCUUAUGAUGCCUGAUCUCGGCGGCGAGCUGUUCGCCGGCGACAUGUUGAUGCCGCCGGCAGGCAGGAGUCCUCGGCGCACGCCGAGUCCGAGGCUGCAGAGGCGGUCCGAGUCGCAGCUGGAUGAGGAGAUGGGCGAUGACGAGUAG
This is a messenger RNA of Apiotrichum porosum, 2577 nucleotides long. RefSeq names its product Phospholipase C (gene PLC1). The record is from RefSeq and is a predicted model, not a curated record. Lineage: Eukaryota; Fungi; Basidiomycota; Tremellomycetes; Trichosporonales; Trichosporonaceae. Bases 1 to 2577 code for a protein of 858 amino acids. The transcript is spliced from 4 exons. Gene Ontology annotation, molecular function: phosphatidylinositol-4,5-bisphosphate phospholipase C activity. Gene Ontology annotation, biological process: lipid metabolic process; phosphatidylinositol-mediated signaling.